AAUAUAACAAUCAUAACUUUAUACUAAAUUUAAUAUUCAUAUCUGCAGCUACAUGUAAUCACCAGUAUUAAUAACCGGACUCGAGAACAAGGAUUCAGGACAUUUACAAUUAAUCCUCGAUUUCAUUAGAUUCAGUAAACCAGGAAAUGUUUUUCCGAAGUGGCCAAACGCCGGCAACUAGGUCCUUCCGGUGCUGCGGAACCGUCGUCUUCUCGUUAAUUCGCUGUAUCGUACCCGCCCAGCCAACGUUGUCGUUGGUGCCAUUAUCCUGCAGACAUGGUGAAAGCUUUUAAAGAGGAAUUUGAGCUAAAAAAUUGGAAAAUCAAUGAUGCUGAGCCAAGGACGUUUGUCAUUGGACAGUUGGUUCCGAUGUUUUUCUACCCUUUGUGGACGUUGAUAUGGGCCAUAUAUCAUGCUCUGAAUUUCAUCCUGAUGCCGUACUACAGAACAGAAUUGGCGCCCUAUCCUGAGCCCUGGCCAUUCUAUCUCUCAAACUGGACGUACACCGUUCUAACGAUAGGGGCCGUUUGGGACUGCGUGGCCACCAUCUACGUCUAUUUGAAAAAACAGAGUCUGCUCGUGCCUGUGCCAGGUGCCCUGGCCAGCACACCUUGGUUUCAGCAGGUGGUGUGGGUCACCUAUAACAUCACAAACGUCACCAAUCUGACCAUGACUAUUCUGCUGGGCAGUCUAGUCACUUACCGUUCUGACGCCGCCAGUAUACUCAUUCAAAUCUUCAGUUCGAUCUACGUCAUCGCCAACAUAUUCAUCGGCGCCAAGGAAACCAGAAUUCUCCACGUCUAUCAACCGAUAGCCUUCAUGUUCGUGUAUAUUGUUUUCAAUAUGAUUUACAGCAUGGCUUCCGGUAAAGCCGUGUAUUCCACCAUGAAUUGGAGAGGACAGCCGGGAUUCAGCAUUCUCUGGCUGUUUGGUCUGCUGCUGUUGAUCGCCCCUCUCGUUCACUUGUUCGUCUAUGGGCUGUACAGACUCCGAGAGUUCAUCAAUGACAAGUGCUGCAAGAAAGAUGUCACCGAUGUAGUCUAGGAAAGGCGUUGUGUUGGUGUAGUGUAGGACGAUGUAGGGUGUAGACGUCACAGCGUAGACUUUGUGUAGUGGACUGAAGUGAAAAAUAUUUAAACUCUGAUAAAACGAACUACAUGCGUAUCAGGGUUUCACGAGGUGGUACAUGCUAUAGUCGUUUCUAACACUUUGUACUAUUCGUCUACUAUUACAUUAUAAUUCAUGAUAUCUAAAAACUAAUUGUUUUAGGGAUUUGGUAUUAAGAAGAGGGUAAAGUCGCAAUGUCUUAUAUCUAGAUGAUAUAUACAGAUGUAGCUGUAACAGCACACAGUUAUCAAUAUUACAUGAAAUGUAUUAUGUGGAAUAAAUUAGUUU
Ostrea edulis (European flat oyster) is the source of this 1395-nucleotide messenger RNA. RefSeq lists its product as uncharacterized. The record is from RefSeq and is a predicted model, not a curated record. The transcript has 4 exons. Lineage: Eukaryota; Metazoa; Mollusca; Bivalvia; Ostreida; Ostreidae. Bases 277 to 1044 code for a protein of 255 amino acids. Gene Ontology annotation, cellular component: membrane.